Messenger RNA from Fusarium verticillioides 7600, 2562 nucleotides. RefSeq lists its product as hypothetical. The transcript is spliced from 2 exons. The coding region runs from base 1 to 2562 and encodes 853 amino acids. The record is from RefSeq and is a predicted model, not a curated record. NCBI's taxonomy places the organism in Eukaryota, Fungi, Ascomycota, Sordariomycetes, Hypocreales, Nectriaceae.
AUGAUUGAAGAGCAAGACGAGGUCACGAUUGUGGCCGCACGAAAUGGGGCGAAAUGGACAGCCGACGACAAGAAUCUCAUGGAAGAGUUGGCUACAAUCAUGGAAAGACUUUCUUCAGAUGGUCCAAGACAUAUUACCGCACUCUGCCACCUGAAGCAAUCACUAACAACUCUCACAGAUCCAUUCGACGAGGAUCCGCUUCCUCGUCUCCAAAGCAGGUUGACAGAAUACUACGCGCCGAGGCUUCGACACCAUGUCCAAGAACUUGUCAAGCACGAAGGAGGCAAGACAGACAUGAUAUUCUUCACAGAUACAUGUCGCGUCUUUCUGUCCAACAAGAUAUCGCUUCAAGAUUUCGCCCAGCGUGUCGAGAAUCUUUCCUAUAACACUGAUUUCUACUCUGUCCUGAGGGCUACAUUCACCACUGCCGUACUCAAACGGCUAAUCGAUGAUCUGGCAUUUAUUCGGAGGCCUAUGCAAGGUGCCAGAGCCUUCUGUUACGCAGCGAAGAAACUUGGGAGUUUUCAAAAGAUUAAGAUCCGACUGCUAGGUUCCUAUCCAUCAAGAGCCGUGUCACAUGUGCGAUUUCCCAGAAAAAGACUUCCGCUACCUCGGGGGUUUGAGAAGAAAUUUGAAGCCGAGGUUAGAAAGGUCAAAUGGGUGCAUGCUGAGAUGAGAGUGAUAACUCACCUGUUGAACGAGGAUAGUGAUGCGAGGCGUGUAGGGCUGGUCCCGUAUCUCGGUGUCAGCAAGAGGACAUGCUUUCUCUGUGGCCAUAUAAUUCAGCAAAUGGGCCAGUUCCAAACGAGAGCUAACCAUGGCAAGAUUUACUCUCAGUGGACACUGCCUUCUGCGGUACUCGUUGAGCAGCGGGAUGCUGUGAGGCUGCAGGAUGCUGUUGAGCACUUGAGAGAUGUACUGAGGCGAGAGGCGGACCGAGACGAUCUGCGACCUAUAGAUGCCGAGAAAGAAUCCGUUAUGGCGACGCCAUUAUUACCACCAAGCAUUAAGAGUACCCCGUUCACGCAACAUGUCAAGGAUCCGAGACGCCUACAGAGAGAGUCAGACUGGCUUAGCCACCUUGCCCGACGAGACAGAACAUCCCGAGAAUAUAUUCAGAGCGGCGGUUCAGGUUCAACGAGUGGUCCCGGCGGCGAGGCGCUGCCCGGGAUAUCCAACGAGGCCCGCACCAGCGAUCACCGUUCCGCACCAGAGACCGCUCGAAAGACGUGCGCUAAUUGCAAGAUAGACUCUGGUUUUCUGGUUUCUUGCCCGAAGUGCGACUCAGUAUUGUAUUGCGAUGCCGACUGUCGCAAAGCCCACUGGCCUACACACAAAUUCUGCUGCAAAUUGGGCCAGCCCAUCGACCCUGCUGAUUACCUGGUGCUUGCUUGUCAAACGAAUCGGUUCCCUGAGGAUGAGAACACCGCUACCGCCUAUGGGUUUCGGUACUUUGCAUCUGCGAAGGAUCGAGCGAGACUGUUCAAACUAUACUGCCGACUGGUCAAUCAAGGUGGAGUUAUCGACGAGGAGCUUCGUGAAGUUUUGCAUAAGGAUCAACUCAAGGAGUUUAUUCUUUUCCGCAGCUCGCAGCUACAAUGGGCAAAUUCUCAGCACGAUAUAGACUGGCUUCGCAAACAACAAGGGUUUAGAGCCAACGCUGUAUGUCCAGAUCUCGGCCAGAAGAUCAUUGACUCAGUGCGGAACUUCUUGAGCCCCGAAGACAGGGACGUCUGCUUUUCUGAUCUGAGUCCUCUUGAAAAACGCCAGGCCUAUGUCUUCUACGGGCAAAUUUUGAAUGGAUAUGUUCCUGAUGCGGACGAGGAUAAUUGGAUAUCACUGGGCUUCUGUACAGCUCCGGGUGACCAAGGCGCUUUCCGACUCGCGGACCUUUACACAUUCCUCGUCCAAAAGUGCCAGUUUGAGGAAUUCUGGAAGGCAAUGGCCAAUUCAACCAUGAUUGAACUCCUCAGAAAAUACGGCAUUGGUCAUAAAAUUGCUCAACUGCGCAAUUUUGAGCACCACAUGGGAAUCGUUGCGACGCGCUAUCACAGCGUCUGGGAACUUAAGCGGUUCACUAAAUUGGCCGACCCCCACCCAAUGCGUGCCGUCGACGUCGACUAUGGAUUUGUAAAGUGCAGCACCGCGCGUGAGCGAUUACUCCUGCGUCAGAUAUACACAGACUACUUCUCAAGAGGGGAAGACGAGAUGAAACUCCACGAAGCCUGUGUUAGCGGGAGGCUGGCCGAGUUUCUUGAAUCCGUCCUCGGAAAACUGCCAGUUUCGCGCAAGGCACUGGCGAACUGCUAUCCAUUGGAGGGGUAUCUUUUCAUGGGUAUGGUGGCGAAGUCGGUGAUACUGUGCCCUGAGUCGUUGGGGGAAGAUGUCAGACGCAUGUGUCAACAGGGGGGAGGAAGAGGCGUCAUAUUGACCAUAACAGACGAGGACGAUGAGGCGAUGAAGACUUUCAUGGAAGAACGAGCGGCUUUCCUUGAUAUUGGUAUUAGAAAACGCCUCACUCGUCACGGUGAUAAGAAUAUCAUGGAGUUGGCUAUGGAGUGA